This is a messenger RNA of Alosa sapidissima (American shad), 2945 nucleotides long. RefSeq names its product T-box brain transcription factor 1b (gene tbr1b). Gene Ontology annotation, cellular component: nucleus. The transcript is spliced from 6 exons. NCBI's taxonomy places the organism in Eukaryota, Metazoa, Chordata, Actinopteri, Clupeiformes, Clupeidae. Gene Ontology annotation, biological process: cell fate specification; regulation of transcription by RNA polymerase II; positive regulation of DNA-templated transcription. Bases 1 to 2001 code for a protein of 666 amino acids. Gene Ontology annotation, molecular function: RNA polymerase II cis-regulatory region sequence-specific DNA binding; DNA-binding transcription factor activity, RNA polymerase II-specific. The record is from RefSeq and is a predicted model, not a curated record.
AUGCAGCUUGAGCAUUGCAGUGUGGGCAGUGGCUAUUCCAACUCCGAGGGAUCAGAGCUCGCCUUACAGGACCAUCCUAUUAUAUCUGCAAGUGACAACCUGGAGAGAAGUUCACCUCUGAAAAAAAACUCGAGGGGGAUGACGAAUCAGUCAGAGGCAGACAAUUUCCCGGACUCUAAGGACGCAUCAGGGGACGUCCAGAGAGGCAAAGUCUCUCCUGAUCUCCACGGAGUCUCUGAUAUUCGUCAUAAUUUCGAUGGAUCUGCUGGGGAAAGGUACCUCCUUACUCAAUCCAGCCAAACUCAACCGGUCUCAGCAACUCCUAGUGCCAUGUUCCCAUAUCCGAGUCAACAUGGUCCAGCGCAUCCAGCUUUCUCCAUCGGAGGUCCCAGUCGUUAUAUGGCCCAUCACCCGGUCAUAACUAAUGGAGCGUACAACAGCCUUUUGAGCAACACUUCACCGCAAGCGUAUCCGACCGCUGGUUAUCCAUAUACGCAGCAGUAUGGCCACGCGUACCAAGGAGCGGCUUUUUACCAGUUUUCGUCUGCGCAAGCUGGACUGGUCCCCGGCAAAGCCCAGGUUUACCUUUGCAACAGGGCCUUAUGGCUAAAGUUUCAUAGGCAUCAGACGGAGAUGAUCAUUACCAAACAAGGGCGGCGAAUGUUUCCCUUUUUAAGUUUCAACAUUUCUGGUCUGGACCCAACAGCUCAUUAUAACAUUUUUGUGGAUGUAAUUCUGGCUGAUCCAAACCACUGGCGAUUCCAAGGCGGAAAAUGGGUUCCAUGUGGCAAAGCGGACACUAAUGUAACGGGAAACCGAGUGUACAUGCAUCCGGAUUCACCAAACACCGGCGCGCACUGGAUGCGCCAAGAGAUCUCGUUUGGAAAACUAAAAUUAACAAACAACAAGGGCGCAUCCAACAACACCGGACAGAUGGUGGUUCUGCAGUCCCUUCAUAAAUACCAGCCCAGGUUACAUGUGGUUCAGGUAAAUGAGGACGGAACAGAGGACACCAGCCAGCCAGGACGCGUCCAGACCUUCACAUUUCCAGAGACCCAGUUCAUAGCAGUCACUGCCUACCAAAACACUGAUAUUACACAACUGAAAAUCGACCACAAUCCAUUUGCAAAGGGCUUCCGGGAUAACUAUGACACAGUUUACACAGGUUGUGACAUUGACCGGUUAACGCCCUCGCCGGGUGACUCUCCCCGCUCCCACAUCGGGCCUGGGGCGAGAUAUGCCAUGGCUGCAGGCUCUUUCCUUCAGGACCAGUUUGUCAGCUCUUAUGCCAAGUCCCGCUUUCCCACUGGCGUCGGGACUGGGCCUGGCACGGAUCGGAGCGUCUCACUUACUAACAGCUUGCUCUCCCCUCCGCAAACCGAGGAGACCACAGUGGCCUCCCCGCAGCGCUGGUUUGUCACCCCCGCCAACAACCGACUGGACUUCGCCGCGUCGGCGUACGAUGCUGCUGCGGCGGCUGACUUCGCUGGUAACGCAGCAACCCUCCUGUCCUAUGCAGCUGCCGGAGUGAAGGCACUUCCACUGCCCACCGCAGGCUGUUCUAAUCGAGCUCUUGGUUAUUACGCUGACCCGCCGGGGUGGGGCACACGCACACCACCCCAAUAUUGCAGUAAAUCAGGUACUGUAUUGUCGUGCUGGCCAUCUAAUUCAGUGGGCCCGAGAACGACGACCUCCAACUACCUGGUGGGCUUGGAGGAAGGGGACACUCUAGCCCCUGAAAGAUCACCUCUCUGCGGGGCAUCGGAGGAAGCCAAACCAAAGGACUUGUCUGAGUCCAGCUGGAUUGAGACUCCGUCUUCAAUUAAAUCCAUUGAUUCAAGCGAUUCUGGGAUUUUUGAGCAGGCCAAACGGAGGAGGAUUUCGCCAUCUGCCACACCGGUUUCGGAGACUUCGUCUCCAUUAAAAGCAGACAUGCUAAGGGAAUGCGAUAAAAAUGCAUCCAAGGACAUUGGUUACUACAGUUUUUACUCACAAACUUAGAGAUUAGAUUUUAACUAUAUAAUAACAAACACCAGACAUUAAUAUGUUCCAUCCCUACGUCUAUUUAAUCGACGUGUUUAUUAAAAUAGGCUAUUUAUUUAGUCCACCUGAGUCCAAAAUAAUAUUAUACAUUGCUAACAGGCCUAGCCAAUAAACAUGAUCCUAUAUAAUUACAAACACACCAAGAUAAUUUUUUAGUGGACUAGGCUAUAGUCUAAUUUUAGUAUUUAUACCACUAGGUGAUUUUUAAUUUGGCCAUUUAUUUUGACGCCUUAUCUGUUAAUUGUAAGUAUGAAAAUAAUGUAAAAUAAAAUAGACUAGCUUUCGGUGACAUUCCAUCUGUUGAUGUACAGCAUGUAAACAACUAUUGAGGUUCAAGAAUUACAGUUUUGUAUGCAAUAUGCAGUAUUGCAGUAGAUGGGACAUCCUCCAAAACAAUGGAAAGAAACCAAUUCCUCGCUAUUCUGAUUGAACUGUGUUUUGGGGCACAUCUUCAAUUUUGAAGCCAAAUCAACCACGUCCUGUUAGACCUAUACACCUGUACACGGUACACCAUUAUGCGCUUUCCCAAAGCAUGACAGCGCGGUUGGUUAUUGGAAUGGUACUGAUUUAGCAGCAUUAUUACUUUGUUGUUGUGUGGCUUGAUAUUGCUGGUGCGUAUUAGAAUCGGGAGGUCUAUAUUUCUCUUAAGACUAGUGUGUAGACUCUUUGUUAUCUUCAACUGUAUACAUGUUCAUUCAAAAUCGUGUCCAAUUUUUAUACAACAGGUAAAUUACAUCAUGCGUAGGCCUACACUGGUAGAAUUUUACUUUUUUACAUUUUCAGUGGCAGCUAUGUGUAGCCAAUGUUGGAGAUUUUGUCUAAGAGAGCGCGUUUUAUUUCAUGAUUAGACCUAUAAGAAAGCAGACAUAUUUAUGUAUAUUUUUCUGUGUCAGUUAAAAAAA